AUGUUAUCCAGAAUUGCUUAUGGUGCUAAGUUAUUAGGUUGUCGAGGUGUUAAUUCUUCUUGUAAGCGUAGACCUCAAGCCUUUAAAUUUGAGUUUUCUGACUUUCGCCGACAUUCAACUUCAUCCAUGGUGAUUGAGGAAGCUGAUUCCCAAACUGGGUUUAUCACGUUAAAUCUAAACCGACCACCUGUAAACAUGUUUAAUCUAGAAUUCACACAAGAAAUUAUUGCCUCGUUGGGACGAAUGUCCAGUUCCCAAGGAUGCCAAGGAGUCGUGAUCACUUCGGCUCAAAAGUCCGUGGUGUCCGCGGGACUUGACCUUAAUGAACUCCAUCAACCUGAAAGGGAACGCCUAGCCACGUUCUGGCGGGCUAUUCAAGAUCUCUGGUUGUGUCUGUACACCUUUCCCAAACCUGUGACCAUCGCCAUUAAUGGACAUCUGCCCGCCGGAGGCAUGAUUUUAUCCACUUGUGCGGAUUAUCGCGUCAUGGUCCAGGGCAAGUUUACCACCGGUCUUAAUGAAGUCCGAUUUGGUUUGGUCGCUCCAUUUUUCUUGAGAGACUCAUUUCGAUCUUGUGUUGGACAACGUCAAGCUGAGCUCGCUAUUACCAUGGGCACCUUAUUCAAUCCCGAGGAAGCUCUCAAGUUAGGUCUGGUCGACGAGUUGGCCGCCGACAAGGGCAGUGCUGUGGAACGUUGUCAUAGUAUCUUGAAGCUCUACGCCCAAACCAAUUCCAAUGCCAGACACAAUUCCAAGAUGAGUCUUCGUCAAGAAGCGGUGGAUCGGUUUCAUCAAAAGAGAGAAUCUGAUUUGGACUUCUUUUGUCGAAGUGUGCUAUCUCCAGAAGUUCAAAUGACCUUGGAAUCGUAUCUGAAGUCGUUGAAGCAAAAGUGAUUCCUAAUUUGGUUGAGUGGGAUUGCUCAGUUCCUGAAGGACUUGGGUAUUUCCCUUAAUAUGGAGCGUGGUUUAAACAUAUGCAUUGAAGCCAUUCAAGCUCCUAGAAAUGUACCAAUUGUUGGUUGUAUGAUUUUAAUUAUGCCUUUUCGAGUGCCUUAUUUCCAAUUUUCUGUACGAGCCAAGGCAAACGUCAUGAUUAUUACGUUAAUUUAUUUAGUUUCUGCAUUAAUGCAAGAGUGCUCUCUAACACCAGGGUUUUUAUUAUAAGGCAAGAAAAAUAGAAAAUAAACUACAGAAAACAUC
Messenger RNA from Tigriopus californicus, 1200 nucleotides. RefSeq names its product enoyl-CoA delta isomerase 1, mitochondrial-like. Gene Ontology annotation, biological process: fatty acid beta-oxidation. Lineage: Eukaryota; Metazoa; Arthropoda; Copepoda; Harpacticoida; Harpacticidae. The record is from RefSeq and is a predicted model, not a curated record. Gene Ontology annotation, molecular function: enoyl-CoA hydratase activity. Gene Ontology annotation, cellular component: mitochondrion. Bases 1 to 894 code for a protein of 297 amino acids. The transcript is spliced from 2 exons.